CAACUGGCCCCGUCCUGCUCCGACUGCUGCCCGUCAGCGACCGCAUCGAGCGUCUCAUAACCUGCUCUUCCUGUUCAUAUUUCAUACAUUUGUGGUAUAACAUCUAAAGUAAAGGAUCGAAACGGCAAGAUGAGCUCAAUGAAUGUGAAGAAGCUGAAAGUAAACGAGCUGAAGGACGAGCUGAAGAAGAGGAGUCUGUGCGAUAAAGGGCUGAAGGCUGAGCUGAUGGCCCGGCUGCAGGCCGCUCUGGAUCAGGAGGCGCUGUCCACCAACGGUUCUGAAGGACAGUACGAGGAUGGAGACGGCCUCGGUGACAUGGGCGAUGAAGACCUUGAGGAAGAUCUGGUUGGAGAGAACAUGGAGGAGGAUGGCGAUAAUGCGGAGGCUGAGGAGCAGCAGGAUGAUGACAUGGAGGAGGAGGAGGAGGAGGACGCCGGGGUAGAGAUGGAUAAAUCAGAUGAAGAUGAAGAUGUCCUGCUCAAAGAAGAUGAUGAAGAGAUGGAGAAAUUUGGUGAGGAUGACGUGGGCCCUGGCGAGGGGGAUGCGGACAAAGACAAGAAUGAUGAACAGAAGAAUAAGAAGGGUGUAAAGAGACGCCGAGAUGAACAUGGAAGGGGCUACUUUGAAUUUAUUGAAGAAAGCAAAUACAGCCGGGCAAAGUCUCCCCAGCCUCCACUGGAGGAAGAGGACGAAGAGUUUGAUGACACAACUGUAUGUUUGGACACUUACAACUGUGACCUGCACUUCAAGGUGUCCCGGGACCGGUAUAGUGCCUCCUCUCUCACCAUGGAGAGUUUUGCAUACCUGUGGGCCGGCGGACGAGCGUCUUAUGGUGUGGAAAAAGGAAAAGCUUGCUUUGAAAUGAAGAUUAUUGAGAAGAUUCCUGUAAAACACAUUUCCAGUAAAGGAAUUGAGAUUCAUGAUGUCCUGGUGGGUUGGUCUCUGGCCAAUAGCUCUCUUUUGCUAGGGGAGGAAGCGCACUCAUAUGGCUUCUCAUCUAAAGCCAAGAAAACCAGCAACGGUUUGACGGAGGACUUUGGGGAGGCUUUUGAUGAGAAUGAUGUUGUUGGUUGCUUUAUUAACUUUGAUGGUGAAGAAGUGGAAAUCUCCUACUCCAACAAUGGACAGGAUCUGGGAACAGCUUUCAAAGUCAGUAAGGAUGAGCUGGAGGGAAAGCAGUUCUUCCCUCACGUCCUCUGCCACAACUGUGCGGUUGAGUUCAACUUCGGCCAGCGUGAAACCCCGUUUUUCCCCCAACCUGACGGCUUUACGCUCCUGCAGCAGAUCCCUGUUUGUGAUCGCAUCAGAGGACCAAAGGGGCCCGAGACCAAAGAAGACUGUGAGGUCAUUGUCGUGGUUGGAUUGCCUGGAUCUGGAAAAACGGAAUGGGUUACAAAGCACACACAAGCCAACCCUGGAAAAUACAACAUUCUUGGAACAAACACAAUCAUUGAGAAAAUGAUGAUUUCCAGUUUGAAGCGACAGAUGAAGGAUGUCACAAAGCUCUCAGCGAUAUCUCAGCGUGCUCCCCUCUUCCUUGGGAAAUUCAUCGAGAUCGCUGCACGUAAAAAACGCAACUACAUUCUUGACCAGGUGAUUAAAUAUAAUCGAGGGUUUACAAAUACUUAUCAAAAUCACAGAAUAUACACGUUGCCUGUGGAAGGUCAGUGCUUCAGUGAAGUGCUUUAUGUCGAGCUGCAGAAGGAAGAAGCUACCAAACUUCUUGAACAGUACAAAGAGGAGAGCAAAAAGUCCCUUCCUCCUGAGAAGAAGCCCAACCAGGGAGGUGUUCAACCAAAGAGGGGAGGCACUUGGGGACGAGGAGGCAAAAAUAUGUUCAACCGUGGUGGAGGAGGACAGGGUCAGAGGGGAGGACGAGGAGGCUUUCAAAACCGAGGCAACUUUAGGGUGCCCGGACCUCGUGGUGGGUUCAGCAGACCACCGAGAGGCUUCCUUCCUCCCCCUGCCUUCCGAGGAGGCUUCAGCCGGGGCAGUUUCAACCGUGGCGGUGGGAUGCCUAACAGAAGUGGUGCCCCCAGGCCGGGACCUGGACGUGGCAAUAUGGUUAACAUGGGUAACAGGGGAGGAGCCAUGAACAGGGGCAACAUGGGACGAGGGGGAGGGGCCAACCGGGGCAACUUCAACCAGAAAUUCAGAGGCCGAGGAGGAAACAAUCGAGGUUUUAAAAAUGGAAACUUUAGCAUGAACAAAGCACAAGCUUUCAACCAGAGCUGGCAACAAGGGUUCUGGAAUCAGAAGCCAUGGAGUCAACAGUACCAUCCUGGAUAUUACUGAAUAAUAGCUGUGAUGGACUGAUAUCAUAUAAAGAACAUCAGCUUUAACUUCCGAAGUCAGACGUUCAUCUUAUCUAAUGUCCUUUUGUUUUUGUACAGAUUUGAAUAGGACAUUCCAUAUUGGGAGCUUUCAGAGCUUUACAGGUUACCUGUUACAGUUUUUUAAAUGAAUAUUUUAUGUUUGUCUCUGACCGCAUGUUUGUAUGACAACGCAGUUCAAUUCAGGAAUCUCAGUAUAACUUCAGGGUGGGAUGUUUGUAUGUUAAAUCCUUUCAGGGUUCUGAAUUGUAUUUUUAAUUAGACUCGUGUGAAUCUUUGUGUAGCAGUAAAGCUCUGUAAUAUAAGAAGUCUGCUGUUGAAGCACUUUGCAGUUAUAUGAAGAAUAUUUGUCUUGCUGCAAUAAUAUUUAUAGUUAAAAGAACAUGAAACAUGUAUAAACUAAGAUAAUGAAAUUUGAGAAAAGACUUGUAUAAAAGAUCUGGUCAGAUUUUGCAGACAGUAUGUUUAAAGAAAAGGAAUUGAAAUAACCGGAAAUGUCAACCAUAGUUGCAUAAUAAUUGUGUGCUUUUUGGAAAAUCUCUUCAUUGGAUUAGCAGUCCACUGGAAAGCCGUCCAUCAUUUUAUGUUUAAUUUAUUUUACGAGUGCAUUAAGAGCUUUUUUCCAGCUGUAUUUCUUAGAAAUUUAAUGUAUUAUUUUAUUUUCUUGUUUUAUUUUGAAAUGUGGCUUACUGCUCCUUAAAGAUUUUAACUUGAUUUAAGUUGAAUUUCAUAAUAUAUUUGGUCUUUUUGUAAAUUAUUUUAUGUUUUAAAAGGGUAUGCGUCUUUAACAUAACCUUAGAUGUGACCCCAAUUUUUGUAGACCUGUAAAAAUGUGUAGUUUGCUUCAAAAUUAUAGCAAUUAAAUAACACUACUAGAAUUUUGGACUACAUAAU
Molecule: messenger RNA, 3227 nt
Organism: Sinocyclocheilus rhinocerous
Lineage: Eukaryota; Metazoa; Chordata; Actinopteri; Cypriniformes; Cyprinidae
Gene: hnrnpua
Product: heterogeneous nuclear ribonucleoprotein Ua
Exons: 13
Coding region: 130-2295 (721 amino acids)
Biological process (GO): positive regulation of transcription by RNA polymerase II; alternative mRNA splicing, via spliceosome
Cellular component (GO): nucleus; ribonucleoprotein complex
Molecular function (GO): protein binding; RNA binding; promoter-specific chromatin binding
Source: RefSeq, a predicted model, not a curated record